Mytilinidion resinicola is the source of this 645-nucleotide messenger RNA. RefSeq lists its product as uncharacterized. The coding region runs from base 1 to 645 and encodes 214 amino acids. The record is from RefSeq and is a predicted model, not a curated record. The transcript is spliced from 4 exons. Lineage: Eukaryota; Fungi; Ascomycota; Dothideomycetes; Mytilinidiales; Mytilinidiaceae.
AUGUCCCUCGAUUGGAGUCCCGCACAACAAGAGGAAUAUGUAAUGCCUGAAGAGGGCUUUGAACCAUUGGACAGCCAGGUUCGCCAAUUCAAGGCUGAAUUGAACGGAAAUCUAGUUAAUAGCACCGGCAGCGCUUCUUUUCCAAUUGACGACUCCAACCAAGCACAAAUCCUCCAACCUUUUCAAAUAGUCGAACACAAAAUGAGUGUUCGACUGAUAGAAGAGAUCGUAAAUGCCGCACAGAAGGCCGUAAAUGCCGCACAAGAGUCCUUAAACGACGCACAGAAAGCCCUAAACGCCGCCAAGGACGUAGUCAACGAGAACCGGGCGAAUGGCUUCUGCAUUGAGCAGAAUACUUCUCGAGGCCAAUCCACGGGGAUAAAAGAGGAGAGUAUUAAGAAGCUUCCUGUUGUAGGGAAGCCGCGACGUAGUAGAGGGGCACGAGGGGCACGAGCCAAAAUUGCCUGUAAUAUUUGCCGGGAGCGAAAAGUAAAAUAUAUUAUUGGACCUACCGGGCCUUGCGCCGGGUGCAAGGGUGAAGGCCAGCAUUGUGAGGUUUCAAGCUCUAGGCGUAGAAAUUGUGCAAACAAGAAGACUAUACGAGAGGAUCGUGAGAGCGAAGGAUCGCUUUUAAAGUGUGCGUAG